ACAACGGCUACCACAUAACCAGAUGACUCUCGAUAUCCUGCAGUUCAUCGACAACAAGGGGGGUAACUCUCAGGAGAUUCGGGAGUCCCAGCGUAGUCGUGGCGGAUCGGUCGAGCUGGUCGAUGAAAUCAUCCAGAUGUAUGCAGAUUGGGUGAAAAUGGACUUUGACGCGAAUCAGAUCAAGAAAGAGUGGUGCAUGAUCGAUAACCGACUUCGAGCUUCUCAAAUCUCUCAGGCCAAAGACUCUGCAGAUGAGCUUGUGGCGCAGAAGAAGGAGUUGGAUACGAAAGUGGAUUCUCUCAGGAAAGAGGCGAAGGAAUUUGAACUGACGAUGCGUCGUAAAGCAAGCACUGUGGGCAACAUCGUCGCAAAAGGCGUCCCUGUCAGCUUGACUGAGGAUGACAAUGUCACCAUUCGAACCUGGCACCCGGAACAAGAGAACGAUGAACCGCCGGUACGAGCCGGUAUCAUGCCUCAUCAUGAAGUUCUCCUCAGACUCGACGCUAUGGAUUUGGACCGUGGUGCAAAGAUUGCAGGACACCGAGGCUACUUCCUCACAAACGACGGCGUAGAUCUGAACCAGGCUCUCAUUGCUUACGCUCUCGAUUUCCUGCGAGGAAAGGGAUACAAAAAGAUCCAGCCGCCCUUCAUGAUGAACAAGGAACAGAUGGCCAAAACCGCACAGCUGGAUCAAUUUGACGAGGAACUGUAUAAAGUUGUUGGCUCGGACGACGAGAAGUAUCUGAUUGCAACUUCUGAGCAGCCAAUUUCUGCUUUCCACUCUGAGGAAUGGUUCGAAUCGCCAGAAACUCAACUUCCAAUCAAGUAUGCUGGCUACUCAACAUGCUUCAGAAAAGAAGCUGGUAGCGCCGGACGCGAUAUGUGGGGAAUCUUCCGAGUGCACCAGUUCGAGAAGAUUGAGCAGUUCCUCCUGACCGCACCCGACAAGAGCUGGGAGGCAUUUGAUUCGAUGAUCGAGAACAGCGAGGCAUUCUACCAAAGUCUUGGGAUCAGAUACCGCGUUGUGGCCAUCGUUUCGGGUGCUCUCAAUCUCGCUGCUGCCCAAAAGUUCGAUCUCGAAGCUUGGUUCCCUUUCCAGAGAGAGCACAAGGAGCUGGUUUCUUGCUCUAAUUGCACGGACUACCAGAGCCGGCGGCUCGAAGUGAGGUGUGGGAUCAAAACGAAGGAUCAGGCGCGUAAGGUCUACGUGCAUAUGCUCAAUGGAACGCUUUGUGCAACAGAACGGGCUCUGUGUUGUAUCGUGGAGAACUACCAGACUGAUGCGGGACUCCAAAUUCCGCCAGUGCUGCAGCCUUACAUGCAGGGACGGACAUUCUUGCCUUUUGUGAAGGAACUCCCUAAGAGCCUGCAGCAGAAAAAGCAGAUAUAACUUGUAUCGUGUAGACUGACUGCUAUGAUCGCUUGAUGAUUAUACGGAGGCUGAUACUGGUACAUCCAUCAUUUCGGCGUUGCACCCUUUGAAUCUGGUGUAUAAUGCAAGCUGAGCGCAGAACAUUUGAACGCAGAAUAAGUCCCGGCAUCAGGCGCGUCAACGCUGGAAAAUCCAAGUUCUCGCCUGGGGUGCACCGCGACAAAUUGGGCCACGUGCCCACCGGUGGCUACCGAUGGUAUGUGGAGGUGUGGAGAAAGGAGAUGUGGGGUCAAGAUCUUACGUCACGAUCUUUCCUUGUUGCUCUUACACCCAUGUCUCGCGACAUUCGCAACCCUCUACUAUUCGAAUGUGCCUGGGAGGUUGCCAACAAGGUCGGCGGCAUAUACACAGUCAUCAAGACCAAAGUCCCAGUCACAGUCAGUGAAUACGGCGACCGAUACUGUCUCAUUGGCCCGCUCUCGUAUAAGUCCGCGCCGAUGGAGGUAGAGGCCGAGGAUCCCACCGAUCCGCACCUCGCCGCGACAUUGGAUUCAAUGCGCUCGCAGGGCGUGAAGUGCUUGUAUGGACGUUGGCUCAUCGAAGGCGCGCCUCACGUUCUACUAUUCGACACGGGCUCGAUGUAUAACCGUCUUGACGAGUGGAAGGGCGAUUUGUGGAACCUCGCUGGUAUUCCUUCCCCGCCCAAUGACACAGAGACGAACGAGACCAUCGUAUUUGGCUACAUCGUCGCGUGGUUCCUUGGGGAUUAUGUCUCCCGCCAGCUCACCACUGCUGUCGUGGCUCAUUUUCACGAGUGGCAAGCUGGUGUUGCGAUUCCUUUGUGCCGGAAGCGCCAUAUCGACGUCACCACCGUUUUCACCACUCGCUACCCUUCUCGGUCGCUAUCUCUGCGCCGGUAGCGUCGACUUUUACAACAAUCUCCAAUACUUUGACGUUGAUCACGAAGCGGGCAAACGCGGCAUCUAUCACCGCUACUGCAUAGAGCGCAGUGCGACGCAUUGCGCUGACGUUUUCACCACGGUUUCUCAUAUCACAGCCUACGAAUCUGAGCAUCUUCUCAAGAGGAAACCCGAUGGUGUCGUUCCGAACGGGCUCAAUGUCGUCAAGUUUCAGGCCAUGCACGAAUUCCAGAACCGCCACGCGACCUCCAAAGCCAAGAUUGAUGAAUUUGUCCGGGGUCACUUUUACGGUCACUACAACUUCGACUUGGACCACACUCUCUACAUGUUUACUGCAGGCCGUUAUGAAUAUCGGAACAAGGGUGUCGACAUGUUUAUUGAGGCCUUGGCUCGUCUAAAUUAUCUCCUUCAGAAAGCAAAUUCAAAAACAACUGUGGUCGCUUUCAUCAUCAUGCCUGCCGCAACACAUAGCUACACUGUUGAGGCGCUGAAGGGGCAAGCUGUCACCAAACAACUGCGGGACGCGGUUACCGAGAUUCAGAACCGCAUCGGCGAAAGACUGUUUGAAACCGCGGCAAGAUUCCAAUCAGAAUCAUCUGCUGGUUUACCCGACGUCUCCUCUCUUCUGUCGGACGAGGAUCUCGUACUGCUUAAACGUCGUAUCUUUGCCCUCAAGCGCAACAGUCUGCCUCCUGUAACAACCCACAACAUGGCAGACGACAACAACGAUCCGAUACUGAAUCAAAUUCGCCGAGUUCGCUUAUUCAACUCUGCGUCGGAUCGCGUGAAAAUCGUUUUCCACCCAGAUUUCCUCAACAGCUCGAACCCUAUUCUUGGGCUAGACUACGAGGAAUUCGUGCGAGGCACGCAUCUCGGGGUUUUCCCGAGCUAUUACGAGCCUUGGGAUACACUCCAGCGGAGUGCACUGUGAUGGGCAUACCGUCAAUCACGACAAAUUUAUCUGGAUUUGGGUGCUUUAUGGCGGAUCUGAUUGAGCGUCCUCAAGAUGAAGGAUGCUACAUUGUUGACCGCAGAUCACAGUCUGUCGAGGAUUCGGUGCAGCAGUUAGCCGAUCAUAUGCACUUGUUCACGCAGAAACUCGUCGACAGCGCAUUAAUCAGCGUAAUCGUGUUGAGCGUCUUUCGCCGCUGUUGGAUUGGAAGAAUUUGGGAAUCGAAUACAGCAAAUCGCGACUGCUGGCUUUGAGAAGGGCUUAUCCGACGCGUUUACCGACGAAGCUGAAGAGG
This is a messenger RNA of Mycena citricolor, 3539 nucleotides long. Lineage: Eukaryota; Fungi; Basidiomycota; Agaricomycetes; Agaricales; Mycenaceae. The record is from the annotation of a GenBank genome assembly.